AUGCCACUGGACCCCGCCGUCGCCGGGCCUUCCCCGCCGGAUCUCACCUCCUCGCCUUUUUCCCCGUCGGAUCGCUCGAGCCCGGAGCCGCUCGACCCCCCUGCGAACCAUCUCCGGACACCGCCCCCGCGGUCCUCUCCGUCACCGUCGCCGAUGCCACCUCGCCGGACUGCUUCUCCUGCGUCGCCGUCGUCCCCGACCCCCUCCACGAGCCCCGCUGCCCCGUCCCUACAAAUCUCGGUGAGGCCACGGCCCCGUCCUCCUCCUUCCCUGCCUCAGAUCGAGGCCGACCGCACGCACGCGCACCCCCGCGUCGGCCAUGCCGUCGCCCCCCCUUUCUGCUCUUGGCCAUGCCCCGCCGUGAGCACCGCUACCUCCCCUCCUCUUUUCCCGCAGGUCACCGCGCACGUCGUCCUCCCCGUAGCUGUGCUCGCCGCCCCUCGUGCGCGCCCACGGCCGCGCGCACGCUCGCGUAUGCCUUGCCGUGGCUACCCCCGCACCGCGGCCUUGUUCGGUCGCCCCCCUGUGCCCGCGACGACGCCCCGCCACGCCGCUGCUCCGGCCCCGGCCACGCGCCCGCUCCGGCCCCGGCCACGCGCCCGCUCCGGCCCCGUUCCGGCCUCGCCGUGCCCUGACUUCGCCCAGUGGCCGCGUGCGCGCGGCAAAGCCGUAGCUGGCCGGCCACAGCCGCCGCCCCACCCUGGGUCACUGACCACAGGGGCCCCCGCCCUGGCCAGAUAG
Molecule: messenger RNA, 741 nt
Organism: Aegilops tauschii subsp. strangulata
Lineage: Eukaryota; Viridiplantae; Streptophyta; Magnoliopsida; Poales; Poaceae
Source: RefSeq, a predicted model, not a curated record